CACAGAUGGAUUAGCGUGUGGUAGAUCGGCAAAUAUUCGAUAAAUCAUUGCAGUGAAAUGAACGUGGUCAUAAUCCUAUGCCUGUUGUUAUCGGCCAGAGCUGAGGUCAAACUACUCUUGACUGUUCGCGAUUAUGAAAACAAAAACAAUUUGGACAGUCGUCUUCGUAAAUGCGAGGCAUUGAGCUUUUUUGGCGAUAACUGUGAUCCAGUUUUCCAACUGACUGUGCACGUGACAAACAGUCGUAAUGAACGUCAUUUGUUGCUACGGAGAGAAGCCGGGCCAUUUACAAACAAAAAGAUUUUGAAGGAAGUCCUACAGACAUCUUCAACGCAACGAGAAUUCCCUAGUGUAAUAGAAAUUGCUCUGGAUAUCCAUGACAAUGAUGCGGAUGAAGAUCAACUUAUUGCCCGUUUCCGUCGAAUAAUUCCUCUACUCAGAACCGGCCAGUUAGACUUGCAAAUGGGAUCGGACGUAAAAGUGAAGGUGCUUCUGAAAGUGGAAUGUGCCACAAAUUAUUACGGAGAACGUUGUGAAAUUUAUUGUCAACCGAGUCCGCAACUGUGGACCUGCAACAGCUUGACAGGAGCGCGAAUGUGCAAUAAGCCUUGUAUCCAAGGAAGUUGUGUUCUGACCAACACCAGUGCUGUUUGUGUUUGCGCCCCAGGUUGGUCUGGUGAAUUUUGCAGAAUGCCGUCCGACAGCACACUCAUUACAAGCAUGAUUUUACCUGAAAUACCUAUUGAUCCACCCACUGAAUAUGGAAAUGAGGAAGGUGUGGAAGAUUCUGGCGACGUCGAAACCAGUAUUUCGUCAUCAGCUGACGAUUCCAAUUCAGCACCUUCAAUGACAACUCAAACUACGGCGGUUAUGAUUCUUCCCUCGACAGCUUUUGAAGCAGAAACAAAGCGUGAGGAGCUCCCUUCCUUGGAAGAAAACUUGAAAACACGGGAACCAAUGAUGGAACGCCUUCUCCCUCCAAAUAAGACAGAGAGUGUGUGGGAGCCUGACGCUUAUGAGCAGCAUGAAUUUGAUUACUUACUGGCAAAUAUAACAAAGGCAACAUCUGGACACAUCAGUUACAAACACAAGGUGUACAUUGUAGCGGUGGUUGUAUUGGUUGUUAUUGCAGUUUGCCUGGCAUUUUCUCUUGUCGGAGGGAUCUUAUUCUACCGCUUACGGUUGCAAAAACGUGGAUCUGAUCACUCUGGCUCAAUAUGGACAAAUACCAGCUACGAUAUCAGCUCAGGAUCUCUUUUGAAACCAUUCACUCUGGACUAUCCUGCUGGAUUGCACAAGUAUGAAAACACAUUAGGAAGUCCGAACCAAAGUGUUAGAACCAACUCCACGUUAUCUGGCAGUAUCAUACUACCACGUUCAGGCUCUGGGAUCCGUACCACAUUGCCAAAUAUCCCGAGUGACCCAUUGGGGGAACAUACGCCGCCACCGGUUUUCACCGGAACAAAGAUCAGAUUCGCAGCCACCACAGACUCGCAACGUUCAUCCACCCACUGCUCUUUACAAGAACGUCCAUCUCUCUGUGUUCAGCAAUCUCCAAAUAACACAGAACCCUACGAAGAACUCUCCGCUCAACCUGGCGAGUACUCGAAUUGGAGAUCCGAGCCUUCUACGGAAACAACUCAAACUGCCUCAACUGUUGAAACGACCACCGCCCGUAAUCCUUAGAGAAAGGAUCCGAUGUCGAUGAGUGUGUUCCCUUCGUGGUACUCCCUGCCAUGUACUUCGAGAAGUAAUGAGCUGAGUACAUUACAAAUACAAAACUUUAAAUUUAGUACAGGAAUAACGUGAACCACAAACUGAACCGGGGAAACGGCAUGAGCACUGGAAUAAGCACACAAAUAUAAGAAUUCAUCCUGACAUAUAAAAAGCGUACAAACCAAAAUGGAUUUUUGAUUGCUGUAUGAAUGCCAUAUUUUACAUAGAAGCCUUUACCGUUUAUUAUUGCCUUUCUGUCGAUUUAACCCAUCAAAAUAUUUUUACUCCUGGACAUGCCUGUGGACCACAACAACUGUCGUGUCGCCCUCUACGUUUACCUGCCAAUGUGUUAAGAUCUUUACCUUCAGAGACCGUAGGUGUUUGUUCCUACAUUUGUGGAAGUGCUACAAAAUUCCACUUGCUUAUUCGCUGGCUGAACUGGUUAGAUCUGAUUUCGUCAUAUUAUCGGACGUUACAGACGUUUUUUUAUUUUUUUAAUUCUGAGGUGGGUAGUUUGGCCGGAUAUAGACUUGUUAUGGCUGUUUUUGCGAAAAAG
Messenger RNA from Opisthorchis viverrini, 2272 nucleotides. RefSeq lists its product as hypothetical. The transcript is spliced from 9 exons. Gene Ontology annotation, cellular component: membrane. The record is from RefSeq and is a predicted model, not a curated record. Bases 58 to 1686 code for a protein of 542 amino acids. Gene Ontology annotation, biological process: cell communication. Lineage: Eukaryota; Metazoa; Platyhelminthes; Trematoda; Opisthorchiida; Opisthorchiidae.